Stegodyphus dumicola is the source of this 945-nucleotide messenger RNA. RefSeq lists its product as uncharacterized. The record is from RefSeq and is a predicted model, not a curated record. NCBI's taxonomy places the organism in Eukaryota, Metazoa, Arthropoda, Arachnida, Araneae, Eresidae.
AUGAGUGUCAUAUCAGACAGAGAAUGCAUAAAAAUGGUGAAAACGCGGAUUACAGAGCGAUUAGACAACCCUGAAUUUAUUUGUCCAAUUAUUUUACCAGACCGGUGCAUUUUCACCCAGCGUCUGUUCGAAUAUUAUCAUUUACAAAAUGGUCACGCUGGGCCACCAAAUAUUACUAGGAAUAUUAGAGAGCGAUUUUGGAUAGUGAGGGGCAGAAGAGCUGUCAGAAAAGUCGUAACAAAUUGUGUAAGAUGCAAUCGAUACAAGACCAAGUCUCCCGGUUGCAAGCCGGUGUCUCUACCAGGCGAUCGUGUCAAUGACGCAGCGGUGUUCGAGAUGGUAGAUGUUGAUUUGGCAGGACCGUUUGAUGAGCUUUCAGAUUCAAAUGACUCUAGUAAAGUCCUGCAAGGUGCUAAAGUUUCAAGAUUUGGACGUAUGAUCAAGAUGCCUCAGAAAUUAGAUUUCUUCGACCAGAAAAAAGGCUGUACUGAAGAAGAAUACGAAAGAGAAUUUAGUGCAGCUCAAGAAUAUUACGAUAAAUUAUCUACGUUGAAAGUAAAAGCCAACAGGAAGAAGGAUAAGUAUUCACAGCCUUCUAUUGGGUCAACGAAUAGCGGUUCUUCAUCAGGAAUAGUUACAACCACAAAACAGAAAUUGCCAGAGAUCGAACUGGUGAAGUUCGAUGGAGACUCCCGAAAGUGGUUGACAUUUUGGACAAGGUUUAGUAAAAUACAUGAAGAUACUCGCAUCGACAAGAGAGACAAGUUUCAUUAUCUACUACAAUCUACGAAACCUGAGACUGCGCCUAGAGCAAUAGUGGAGAGUUUUCCUGCUACGGAAGAAAAUUACGAAAAAGCCGUGGAGUAUCUCAAAGAACGAUUUGGAAACGAAAAUGUUUUAAUUCAAAUUUAUGUUAGAGAGCUAUUAAAAACUGGUAAUCAAUGA